AUGGCAUCCUCAUCGUCCGCAAGCACGCCGCUCCUCUACUCCUGCAUCGCCUACAACUCCACUAUCCUGACCGAGCACACCGCAUCCGCCUCGUCGCAAACGAGCUCACUGGCCUCGCUCAUUCUGCCCAAGAUCAGCCACCAGUCGCCGCAGAAGCUGACGUACACGCACGGCGCCCACUUCAUCCACUACAUCUCGGCCGCGCCCUCCGAGCACCCCGGUGCCCCUUCCGCGGGCGGCCUCUCCUACCUCGUCAUCGCCAAGUCCGAGCUCGGCCGUCGCGUCCCCUUCGGCUUCCUCGUCGAGAUCAAGAAGCAGUUCCUCGCCCAGUAUGAGCCGCGCGCUACCGACUUCGGCAGCCUGCCCCCUUACGGCUGCGCUGCCUUUAAUGCCACCCUCAAGAGACUCAUGGUCGAGCUUGGUGCCAGCGAGGCGGGCCAGAACGACGCUAUUCGCACCGCGCAGAACGAGAUUGCCGGCGUGCGCGAGAUCAUGACGGAGAACAUUGAGCGCGUUUUGGAGCGUGGUGAGAGAAUCGACUUGCUGGUGGACAAGACGGACAGGCUGGGUGGGAAUGCGCGCGAUUUCAGGGUCAGAAGUCGCGGGCUGAGGAGGCGUAUGUGGUGGAAGAAUGUCAAGCUGAUGGCUCUGUUGAUUGUGGUGGUCAUCUUCUUGCUCUACCUGUUUGUUGGCUUUGGUUGCGGCCUUCCGGGCUGGUCCAGAUGCCUGGGCCAUUAA
Molecule: messenger RNA, 738 nt
Organism: Aplosporella prunicola CBS 121167
Lineage: Eukaryota; Fungi; Ascomycota; Dothideomycetes; Botryosphaeriales; Aplosporellaceae
Exons: 3
Coding region: 1-738 (245 amino acids)
Biological process (GO): vesicle-mediated transport
Cellular component (GO): membrane
Source: RefSeq, a predicted model, not a curated record